GUAUGAUGAAUAGGCUCAUUAUCAUGAGUCACAUUAAUAGCAUUACUUGCAAAUAAUUAUUUGUAUUCUGUGCGAGUACGUAAUAUUAACUCAAGUUAGUCUCGCGUUAUCAUCGUGGUGGUAUUAUAGUUGAAGAGAGGCGUAGGAAGUUUGCUUCUUUUACGAAUGUUUUUGAUAGCUCAUUAGCUUUCGUUGUAAUUUUAUCAGCGAUAAAAUGUGUAUAAAAAUCAAAUUCGCGUCGUGUUCUGGUUCAUUGAAACGUGUACGAGGUGCUGAGACAGAUUAUCGAAGAGAAACAAUGUUUUAAAAAUGAAAGUAUUCGAUUUUUGGGUACUUUUCAGAUUUCGUUGUUGAUUUUGACUGCGGUUUCAAAAAUCCCACGUAGUAAUGGAGCUAUAAAAUCUUGGGAAUAUUUCCCUUUCCUUUCAGGAGUCACUUUGCCAGUACUAGUUCUGUAAUGAAAAGUUUGGUAGAUGCUGGACACGAAGUUACUAUCGUUUCUCCAUUCGCUAAAUACCUCGCAAAAGAUAACUAUACCUCGAUCGUCGAUCUAUCGGAUUUGAUACCUAUUCAGAUAGGUACAGGAACCUUCAGGCAGCAUAAAAAAGGUGGCCCUUAUAGCGAAAUGCACUUAGCCUUCAAUUCUGAAAAAAAUCUCUGCAAUAAAGUGAUGGAUUCUGAAUCGUUCCAGGAAUUAUUUUUCUCGCAAGAAUCAUUCGAUGUGGUGUUUGUCGAAGUGCAGGUGUUUUACAAAUGCUAUCUGCCAAUAGCAAAAAAAUUGAAUGCCCCUGUGAUCGGUAUCACCACAGUGAGGUCUUGGAGCCUUGGAGACUUGGCAACUGGAAAUUCUCAUCAUGUAGCUGACGUUCCAGCUGAAUCAAUAUCCGGAUGGAGAUUCGGCGAUAUUUACUAUCGUCUGAUUAAUUCAUGCAAUUACGUAGCUGUGUGGUAUUUUUGGUGGUCCGAUGUAGUUCCUGUUUUUGAAAAGUUUGAUCGAGAUUAUGCGGAAAAAUUAGGCCAAUGUCGGGGGUAUUUAGACAUAGAGCCGGUGUUGAUGUUUUAUAAUGGUCAUCAUAGUAUUUUGCCCAGAGCAAAUAAUCUGAAUGUCGUUGAAAUUGGUGGAAUACAAGUUGGACCUGCGAAACCAAUACCUCAGAAAAUUCAAAAAUUUAUCGAAGAAGCCGAUCACGGAGUAAUUUUGUUCACUUUUGGUUCAUUCGUCAAAGUGAGUUCGAUGCCAGUCAAUGUGGUGAAUAUUUUUCAGAAUGUGUUCUCGAAUAUACCUCAAAGAGUGCUGUGGAAAUUCGAAGAUCCCUUACGAAAUGUACCAGAUAAUGUCAUGUUGGUCGAUUGGCUUCCCCAAAGAGAUAUUCUAGAACAUCCAAAUGUCAGAGCUUUCAUCAGCCAUUGUGGACUUGUGUCAGUUUUGAAAAGGUCCUUUAAAAAUAUUUUUUAAAGUUGUCAUCAAAAGCUAUUAGCUGCCCAAGUGUUAUGAACGCACGGAGAGACAUUUUGAAACGUGUUUAUUGAUUAACGAACAUAAUCGAACUGAUUCGAUUCUAAAAACUAACUUACAUAGCUAAGAUAUACUGAGACGUCAUCUAUGACUAAUCUAUCUAUACACAUGUACAUAACAAUUCUUCCCCACUAAGGGAAUUCAAAAGUUAUAAUUCAGCCUUUCCGGGGCUUUCCUUGAACGAUUUGAUCGCCGCAAAACUUUUUCCACCUUUUUGGAUGAAUCUGGUUCGGAAUUGGGCUGUUGUUGAGCACUUAGAUUGGACUUUGGAUGUUUGACCUCGGAAGAAAAUUGGACAGCUUUUUUGAAUUUUUCCACUUCUGUGGAACGCAAUUGAUCAACAUGACGUUUGAUGAUGUACCCAUCAUCUAAUUCGACGAGAUAGUGAAGUUUUCCCAACUUUUCCACGAUGACCCCAUAUUUCCAAAGUGAGGAUGAGGUAUAAUUUCGACUUUGGACACGUUCUCCGAGUUUGAAUGUUUUUACUUUCAGGUUGGAUUUUUGUGAAGGUGGAUUUGCGUUUUUUGGCAGCAACAAAUUUAGUCUGGUGUUGAUAUCUUUUUGAAAAACGAGCUGAGACGGUGUUUGACCAUUUUCGAGAGGUGUGAUGCGAUAUUUACGUAAAAUUGAUGAGACUAAAUUUCGCAACAUUUGUGUGUCAGUGGUAGGCUCGGCCUUUUUCAGUUUGGAUUUGACAAUUUGGACAGCUCUUUCUGCUUGGCCAUUCGUUGCCGGAUGACCUGGCGCGAUGAGACGAUGCUUAAUACCAUGGAAUUGAAGAAAUUCUUUGAAUUCGGCUGCAGUGAAAAUACUGGCAUUGUCACUGACUAGUUCAUCAGGUGAACCAAAUCGAGCAGUAAAAUCUUGAAGGUAGGUAAUCGUAGAUUGUGUUGUUGGUGCAGUCUUUUUUAUGUAGACUUCGAGCCACUUGGAUUUUGAAUCAAUGAUGAUGAAAUAAAAAUGAUUUUGAAACGGACCGGCAUAAUCAAUGUGAAUUCGUUGAAAAUUUUCUUGAGGAGGUUCCCAUUUGUGAAGCGGAGCUUUUUUUGGAUUCUUAUUUCGAUCUGCACAGUUUUGACAACUUUUGACAAUUGAUUCAAUUUCUGAAUCAAUUUUUGGCCACCAAACGAAUUUACGAGCGAUGGCUUUCAUUUUAACAAUGCCGAUGUGUGUAUCAUGUAAUUCAGCCAAAAUUUUCUCACGAAGUAUUUCAGGAACAUAAAUUCGACCAUUUUUGAAAAUAAUUCCAUCGUUGAGUGAGAAUUCAGGUUCGGAGUUGGUGCCAGAUUGCAACUCUUUCAAUAAUUUUGACAGUGAAGAAUCUUUUAAGGUUUCUUCUUUCAGCUGGCUGUGAGUAAUCGGAGAAGAUGAUGUAACCUGGUCUAUUUUUGAAGACUGUAUAAAAUAGCAUUCGUCAACAACGUUGGUGUUUUCGAUAGGUAGUGGAAAACGUGAUAGAUAAUCGGCGUUGGAAUGCUGACUGGCUGGGCGGUGCUCGAUUUUAUAGUUGAACUGAGAUAAGAAAACCGCAUAUCUUAUCACCCGCGAUGCUGUGAAGCUAGGUAGCUCUUUGUCUGGAUUUAAAAUAUGAUGUAUUGGUUUGUUGUCUACGAUGAAUGUGAAUGGACGACCAUAGAUGUAGUAGAAAAAUUUUUUGGCACCCCAAUACACUGCCAGAGCUUCUCGAUCAAGUUGACUGUAGUUUUUCUCAGCUUUUGUGAGGGAGCGAGAUGCGUAUGCGAUAGGACGUUCGUCUCCGUUGAUGCGAUGUGAUAGGACAGCUGAUAUGCCAUAUGGACUGGCAUCUGUGGCGAGAUAUAAUGGCAAUUCCCUGUUAUAAGGUGUUAGAACUUCGUCACUGGUAAUGAUUUGCUUUAUUUUAUUGAAUGAUUUUUCACACUCAGGAGUCCAUUCGAAUUUGGCAUUUUUUCGGCGCAGUUGGUUGAGUGGAUAUAAGAUGUGUGAUGAAUUUUUUAUGAAUCGUUGAUAGUAGUUGACAAGACCAAGGAACUGCAUAACUUCAUCAGCAUUUGUUGGUCGCGGAGCUUUGACAAUGGCCUCAAUUUUUGACGGAGCUUUAUGAAGACCAUUUUUGUUGAUAACAUGACCCAAGUAAGAGACCUCAGUGACGAAAAAUUUGCACUUUUUUUCAUUGACAUGUAGAUUAUAUUCUUGAAGGCGUUGCAAAAGUGCACGUAGGCGAGCUUCACACUCUUCAAUGGUGGAUCCUUGCACCAAUAAGUCGUCGAAAUAGGCCACAGUUCCAGGUAAGUCUCGAAUUACCUGGUCAAUGAACCUUUGGAAUAAUUUUGGAGCCACUUUUGAGCCAUAAUAAAGUCGUUUGACCCUAAAAGUGCCUCUAUGAGUCACAAUUGUUUGCAAUUUUGCUGUCUCUUCAUCUACUGGAAGGUGUAAAAACGCAUCACGUAAAUCAAGUUUACAAUAGUAAGUGCCAUUUUCGAGUUUAUUGAAAAUAUCCUCAACAGUUGUAAGUUGAUAUCGGAUAUCUUUGAUCAUUUUAUUGAUCGUUUUCUUAUAAUUUCCACACAAUCGAACAGAGCCAUCAGAUUUUUCAACAUAGACUGAAGAAGUACCCCAUUCUGACACAUCAACUUUUUCUAGAACACCAAAUUUAAUCAAUCGAUUGAUACAUGCGUCAGCUGAGGAGGUAACUUCAUGUGGAACUUUUCUGGCUUUCAUAUAAAUAGGCUUGGAAUUUUCAUUCAAUUCGAAAGAGGUAGUAUAAUUUGGAACCUUUCCUAUUUCAUCGGAGAAAACACUGGCGAAUUCCUUCUUGAUUUUAUCCAUAUCUGGCACAUUUGACUUUCCGAGAAAUUUUACAUCAUCAGUUUCAUCUACUUUUAUAAUGCCGAGAGGAAUAGACCAUUCGCGACCCAUCACAGAUGAUUCAGACCUUUCUGUGAAAUAUAAACGACUGUUGAUUUCUUUAUCUUUAUACUUGACUGAUACGUUGACGUAGCCUAAUGGUUUGAAUAAGUUACCAGUAUAAUCUUUGAGAACUGUGUUAUCAUGCAUGAUAGGUUUUUGCAAAUU
Molecule: messenger RNA, 4570 nt
Organism: Planococcus citri (citrus mealybug)
Lineage: Eukaryota; Metazoa; Arthropoda; Insecta; Hemiptera; Pseudococcidae
Product: UDP-glucosyltransferase 2-like
Exons: 5
Coding region: 458-1456 (332 amino acids)
Molecular function (GO): UDP-glycosyltransferase activity
Source: RefSeq, a predicted model, not a curated record